Messenger RNA from Spirodela intermedia, 4679 nucleotides. NCBI's taxonomy places the organism in Eukaryota, Viridiplantae, Streptophyta, Magnoliopsida, Alismatales, Araceae. The record is from the annotation of a GenBank genome assembly.
AUGAAGCUCUCUGGACUGAAGUCGGUGGAGAACGCCCAUGACGAUUCGAUAUGGGCGUGCGCAUGGGUGCCCGCCACGGAGAACCGACCUGCGCUCCUCCUCACGGGGUCCCUCGACGAGACAGUCCGCCUUUGGCGCCCCGACGCCCUCGAAACCUUUUGGCCUUCUCCCAGCACCGGGCACUGCCUUGGCGUGGUAUCAGUGGCGGCGCAUCCCUCUGGGGCAGUGGCCGCGUCGGCUUCCCUCGACAGCUUCGUCCGGGUAUUCCAUGUUGAUACCAAUGCCACCAUUGGCACCCUCGAGGCACCGCCCUCCGGGGUCUGGGGGAUGCAGUUCGAUCCUAAGGUCAGGGUUUUUAACUUUUCUGUUUGAUGAGAAGUUUUUUGGUUUUACAAUAAACAUAGGGCUCACAUGAAUGCUUUGGAUUUCCCCAUUUCAGAAAUAUCUCAGUCCGUGCGCAUUAGAUUGAGAUCUUCUGGGUUUUUUUCACGAAAGAUGCGCUUGAUGGAUUAGGAUUCAACUUCUUCAUUUCUUUUCAUUCAAGGAGCCCUCUUUGAUAGAAAUUGCCUGAGAAAUUAUUUGAAAUUUUCUCAGAACCUGAUUUCUCUAUUAAACUUGACUGUCCUACUCUUAAACGGGCAAAAUUAUUUGUUUUAUGUGGAUUGUGUUAAAUGUAAUCUCCUAAACCAUUUUUGAGCUUUUUUUGGUUUUAGAAUGAUAAUUCUUUUUUUAAUCCUGGAUUGCUUUGUCCAUUUUUCUUCUCCUUUUAUUUGAACCUGCGUUACAUUAAACUUCAUAUGCUGUGAUCACAUAUUGAGAAGAAUGAGUAAUUGUGGAUUGCAUGACACUUAAUUGAAAUCAACUAAUUUUCAACUACUCUGAUGAACCUCCUGGAAUCAAGAAUGACAUAUAUUGUUUUCUUCUCUGUGCACGACAACUUUACCAAUGAUGGCCAGAUUUCAGAUAAAUUACUUUGGCAGAACCAGAUCAUCUCGGGAGUUCAUUCUGUAGAUUCAUGUCAUUUUCGUAGCUAGAAAAUUCGAAUUCAGUGCACCCAGAUUUUCAUUGAUACUAUGACAGAUGAGAAAAGCUCUAAGCUCUACCUUGGUUUAAAUGGUAUUUAGUGACGGUUACUGUGGUAUAGAUGGUGUCUGCACGAUUGAUUUGGAUGCUCAUGGAUAAGUAUAGCAGAGGGAGGACUUUGGAGGGAUUAAAGCCCUUCAUUAGGUGCCAUUGAUAUAAGACUUAAUAUGCUUGGAAUGGUUCACGGGGGUUGACAAGAGGUUGAAGCCGAAUUUGAUGUUGUUCUUUUUGAAGUUGUUUGGAAUAAGAUCUGUAAUGCCCCUGACCAUCUGGCCUGUGGCGGGGACUCAAUUAAAAAAAAAAAAAAUUGAAUUAUCUUCUACCCAGAAAUAUACAUUUUGCAAAAGGUUCUUCUCUGUGUACCAAGAGGUUCUCUUUAGCUAAUGAAAUAUGUCUAGAAACAGAAAGAUAUUGAAUGGUCUUGUCCCACUACUUGUGGUGAAGGGCGUGGGGACAACUUUUCAAUUGCGAAUCGUGGGAAGAAGGAUAAGGUGAACAUACGGGAGGCCCUGACCAAUUUCUGUCUGAAAUCCAUGGAAAAAUAAGCAAUGAGUGAUUGUGUAUCUCAACAUUCUGAAUGCAUUUGAAGGUUAAUCAUUUUGUCAACUCAUUGGCAACGUCUUGUUUACUUAUCACAUGAAUCACUGGAUUAAAUUGUUCUGGGCAAUACCGGGACCUAAUUCUUAAUUUGUAUGCAUACAUAUUUUAAUUUUGGUUAUCCUUUUUUGCUAUUUGAUUCUUGGUUAGUAACGUUUUAGAUGGAAAUCCAGGAAAUAUAGCUUCAUUUCUUUGGGUAUGAAAAUAGUAUGUUGGAUGAACGUUUCACCCGUUUGGAUCUGUCAAGGUCAUAUGUUUGGUGUUUCUACCAUUUCUUGGUUAUAUGUUUGGAUGAACCAUUGGAUACACUUGUUAAACAUAGAGUCUGUUGUCAGUCACAUAUUUCUGUAAUUUCUGCCCCAUACGUUCCAUAAAUGACCGAUAUAAAAAGAGUUAUGCGGCAAAUAUCAUCUUCAUGAUCUAAAGUUAUUCCUUUAUUUUGAUGCUUACUUGGGGUGUGUUACCAAAGUUUUCAAAGAGACAUGACCAUGCGUUUGUGCUGGGCUUUUUCAUCGGGCAUCAACUCUGCUGGGAAGUAUUUAGGCCGAGCCAAAGUGUAUUAAGAGAGAUUACUCAAAGGAAGCAGUGUGACCGAUAAAAAUAAAUGAUCUGACUAAUAUGUGAUUCUAUUAAUUUCUCGCUUCGCAAUUAAAAGUAAUUAUGAACCAUAUAAUAUAUUUAGCCCCUCACAUCAGGCGUUCAAUACUUGUAACAUCUUUUAUUUGCAAGUUUUUUACUGUAUUUCGGAUAAUUUUGACCACUUGAAUUUAAGACAAAGUUUACUGGUAGUUCCUAAACAUUCUUUACCUUGUAGGAACUUGAGGAGACUAUCCUCUAUGCGAUUAACAGUGCCUAGUAAUUUCAUCAGAGUUGCUCGAUCUCUUUCUUUUGUGGGGACUAAUAGACUGUCAAAGUCACAAUCGACUAGUAGACUAUCCAACUCUGAAAACUGAACUAAAAUAGGUUAAGAUCAUUCUUCACAUCCCACAUGUAACUUGAUUUUUGCAUAACCAUUCGAAGUUGGUGUUUAGGUUGUUGAAUAGUUCAAGCUCCAAUGUCUUUGUAUAGAUAUCUACAAUCUUCUCCUUUGACCGAUAUGGCCUUUCUUCAUGUUCUUGAAGCGAAAACUAGUGUUGAAUCGUUUGCGCACUGUAUGAUGAAUGUGAUUUUCUCUAGAUAAUGAUAAAUUAAUUAUGAAAAUAGCUCUUUGUGUGCUCUUGUUAAUGGAUAGGAAGAUUGUUGAGAAUGUUUCUCAUGUAAGUGUAUGCCAAACUCCAUAGCGUAUUGCAACCUAUUUCAUUUAAUAUUCUGAAAGCAUGAAAGUAACAACUCAUGUGAGUUAUGCACUUUAAACGAAAAUUACAGGUGAGAAUGUGCUCUUUCUUCCCUUCUUUCUUGUAUAUUGGCUUAGCUCUUGAUAGAAUAUCCAAUAGGGUACAUUCUUCUUCAUAUGCCAUGCUUGACAUCUCAGUAUUCCUGCGAUCGUCAUAGAAGAAACGCUGUUAUGGUCUGCAGUUGUGAAAGUAGAUGGGUAAUCAUCAUCAUCAUCUGAGGUUUCUCGUGUGCUUCAGUUAAGAAAUAUCGUUUGAGAAUACCUCAUGUAUAUUUAAGAGAGAGAUCUCAAUAUUUUAAAUAGUCUAAAGUUGUGUUGAUUAUCCACCAUGAUUCGGAGAAAAUAUUGCUAAAAUUUUUAUUAUGUUGUAAAAUACAAGAACAAGGAAGCUAUUGAAGUCGUAUUCAUCAUCAGAUCACAUGUCUAAACUGUAGAGGGUUCAUCACUUUGACAAGUGAUGAUUUGAAUCAAAUAUAACUUUGGCUUAUCCUUUUAUUAAAUUAUUUUAAAGUUGACGAGAAAUUCAGCACUGAAGAUAGGAGAAGUGUCUCAUGAUUCUUCAAAACCUGGGAAAGUGUUUGUUACUGUCACAUAAUCCCUUGAUUGACAUUCAUGAGAUUUGUAGUUGCCCCAGGAGUCAGAAGUGUCGCACUCUUCUAUGGGGCCAUUUCAAUCCCUUCUUAUCCUAUUGUGGUCUCGCCCAUUACCUUCCAAUAGCAUCCUGUCCCUGUGCUUUUUAUGUCAUUAUAGGAUAGUAUUAGUCCCCAUCAAUCACUCUCUAUACGUUGAACAGAUUUAUAUCUGCUUCUAGCAUUUCCUUGGGUAAAUAGUCUCAUGCAUCUUCCGCUCAUGGUAGCUGCUCCACAACGGAUAUGGUUUUGCCAACCAGCUAGCUGGCUAGCUAGCUAGCUAGCUAGCCUUGUGGGCUCCUGAGAUAGAUUAUUCGAUUCAUAGAUUCUAGGCAGCAUGGGAAACUGAAGCCGAUGUCCUGGUGCCCAUAUACCCAUUCAUUCUCAUUCUCUCUCACUUGCAGGGCAAUUUAUUGGCGGUGGCCGGAGGGAGCAGCGCCUCGGUGAAGCUGUGGAACACGUCCACGUUCGAGCUGGUAGCCACCCUGGCCAUUCCCCAUUCAGAACAGCCGCGCCCGGGGGACAAGAGCGGCGGCGGCGGCGGCAAGUUCGCGCUCUCCGUGGCGUGGAGCGCCGACGGGCGGCGGCUGGCCUGCGGGUCCAUGGACGGUACCAUCGCCGUCUUCGACGUGGCCCGCGCGAAGCUCCUGCACCAGCUCGAGGGCCAUUUCAUGCCGGUGAGGUCCCUCGUCUACUCCCCGCUGGACUCCCGAGUGCUCUUCUCGGCAUCGGACGACAGCUGCGUCCACAUGUACGACGCGGAGGGGAAGAGCUUGGUGAGCGCCAUGUCGGGGCACGCGAGCUGGGUGCUGAGCGUGGACGCGAGCCCGGAUGGUGCCGCCAUCGCCACGGGCUCCAGCGACCGGACGGUGAAGCUCUGGGAUCUCGGCAUGAGGGCCGCCGUGCAGACGAUGAGCAACCACGGGGAUUUGGUGUGGGGCGUGGCGUUUCGGCCGCCGGGCGGCGCCGGGGUGCGCGCCGGCCGCCUCGCCAGCGUCUCCGACGACAAGAGCAUCUCUCUCUACGAUUAUUCAUGA